Messenger RNA from Micromonas pusilla CCMP1545, 590 nucleotides. RefSeq lists its product as uncharacterized. Gene Ontology annotation, biological process: proteasome assembly. Bases 1 to 492 code for a protein of 163 amino acids. Lineage: Eukaryota; Viridiplantae; Chlorophyta; Mamiellophyceae; Mamiellales; Mamiellaceae. The transcript has a single exon. The record is from RefSeq and is a predicted model, not a curated record.
AUGGCGGACUACUCCGACGAGGAGGACCUCGACUUCCCCGUCCCGAAAACCCCCGCGCCGGACGCCGCGACGAUCGUGGAGGUCCCCCCGCGCGGGGACGUCGUCGAGCACGCGUUCGCGUGCGAAGCCCCCGGCGCGACGAUACGCGUCCAGAUCGUUCUCCUCGGCGACGCGCAGCUGUACGUCUGGAUCGGCGAGGGCGUCGGCGACGCGGCGCGCGGCGCGAUGAACGAGCUCGGGAUGGCGAUCGAGACGCGGAUGUCGUCGACGCCCAUUGCGACGACGCUGUUCAACGCGGGAGGAGGGGGGGGAGGUGGCGGUGGGGGGGCGAUGACGAUGACGGACUCGCUGUCGAACGCGCUGGCGGUUCGGCUGGCGAAGCGCACGGGACGAUGCGUCGUCGCGAGCGUGAACCUCCCCGCGGACAUGCAGCUUCUGCAGGUGUUCGCGGAGCGGAAGGUGAUCGAGAAGCUCAAGGAGUUGGGGAUGUGAGCGACGCCGAGACGAGACGAGACGUGGGCUAGUCGUCGAGGAGGGUAACGUGAGGUAGUAUGCUCAUCAGAGGUCACCCGCGCCGCGUCGCCGGCGCU